Molecule: messenger RNA, 739 nt
Organism: Microplitis demolitor
Lineage: Eukaryota; Metazoa; Arthropoda; Insecta; Hymenoptera; Braconidae
Exons: 2
Coding region: 55-564 (169 amino acids)
Source: RefSeq, a predicted model, not a curated record
CAGUUCAACAAUUGCCAAGUAUCUUCUACGAAGAAAUCAACUCAACGACUCAUCAUGUUCACCAAAGUAUUCGUCGCUGCUGCUCUUAUUUGCUGUAUAAUUAGUCAGAUAAAUUCUUUGCCAAUACAAGACGACGGUUAUAGCAAACCUCCAUCGUAUCAAGAAAAAGGGCCACUUGAAAUGGAAAUGAUUUCACCCGAUGGAUCAGAAAAAAUAUUGACACCCUCCGAAAUACUUUCUCUCUCACCUCAACUACCAUCAAAUGCCAAAAAAGUAAUUCUAUACAAAUUAAUUGAUAAAAGUGGAAACUCUUACUUAUUGUCUGACCAUCAAAUCGAACGCUUACUCAAUUUCGAUGUGAUCGCAAUAAUAUCAGGUGAUGAUUCCACGAUAUUAAAACGCCCUGGUUUUGGUCAUUUAUUCGUUAUUCUCCAAAAAGAUGGUACGUUGAAGUCAUUCAUAUACAAUUUGACACUUCAAGACGCAGUAAAACAGUUACCUGACAAUUAUCCAUUUAAUUACGCAACAUCAAAGCAUGCCUACCAUACAGGGUUCCAAAAUUAAUUAAUUCUUGAAAAAAAAGAAUAAUCAUGAUUUUGGAACAUGUAUCAGAAUUGAAACAUAUCAUAGAUUUAUGUCAAAUAUUUAAAUCUCAAUUUUACUAUAAUAUAUAUUGAAAAUAAUAAUAUGAAAUAUUGUAAUAUUUUAUUGUUCGAAAAAGAAAUAAAAAAUUAAUGUU